GGAAAUACUGAUAUUCCAAUUGCAUUCAUAUUUGAUUUCGAGCUUGGUGAUUCCCAUAAGAACAGGCGGACGGAUAGUAUUAUACAAAAUUUCAAUAUUUAAUAGAAAUUGCCAAUAAAGAAUAACUCUACAACGGUAACAAUGGGAUUAUUACUUCGUCUAUGGGCAUGUUUUUUUGUAUGCUUUGUUAUACAUACCGCCACUGCAGUAGACACAACAAAAAGUGCAACAACAUCUUCCAAACAAGAUCCGAUUGUCCCCUCGAAGAUUAUAUCAGUGCAUAUAAACUACUGCAAUCAAAGCUACGGUCGAAUUUAUGAAAAAUAUGCUGCUGAGUUGCAACAAAAGUAUCCCCAUGUUAUGGUAUCAGGAAAUAACCAAUACCCCAGUGUUAAAGAUCAGAUAAAUCUUUUGUUCACAUUCAUUACUUACAUUGCGCUGGUUUAUGUGCUCUUUCGAUGGAUUGUUCGCAGUUGGUUCAAAAGGGUGGUGCUAUUUAUGGGAACAUUGUAUGUUAGCCCUUAUGUAUUACUGGAUUUAUGUAGAAAAUGCCUUAGAUCAGGUGCAUUCGAAGUUUUUGUGGACGGCGUAGAAAAAUGGUCUACCUUACAAAAAGGUAGAAUACCUAAGAUUGAGGAAAUUUUUCAAAUUAUUAAUCCAGAAGCAGAACGUGUUGGUGAACCUGAUAAUAGUGAACUUAUAUUUUUAUUAAUCAUUUGUGGGAUUGUAUUUAUGAUAUUAAACAGAUAAGAUAAAAAACCACGUCGUGUUGUAAGAAAUUACUCAAAGUGGUAAACAUGGUCCGGCAUGGUCCAUCAAAAAAAUUUCAAAGUAACACCUUUAACAAUCUUAUAUUCUUAUAAUUACAGCAUAUAAGAUAUCAAUAAAAUUUAACACUGUUCAUAACAGUUUAAUACAUCCAUAAA
Molecule: messenger RNA, 926 nt
Organism: Stomoxys calcitrans (stable fly)
Lineage: Eukaryota; Metazoa; Arthropoda; Insecta; Diptera; Muscidae
Product: putative esophageal gland cell secretory protein 6
Exons: 4
Coding region: 142-750 (202 amino acids)
Biological process (GO): cell redox homeostasis
Cellular component (GO): endoplasmic reticulum membrane
Molecular function (GO): thioredoxin-disulfide reductase (NADPH) activity
Source: RefSeq, a predicted model, not a curated record